AGCUCGCGCGCGCGAGGAAUUGCCGGUCCUCAGUGUGUGAGUGAGAGGAGGAGCAAGAGGGUCCCGGAGGUUGAGGGGGACUCGGCGUGAGAGGAGGAGCAAGAGGGUCCCGGAGGUUGAGGGGGACUCGGCGUGAGAGGAGGAGCAAGAGGGUCCCGGAGGUUGAGGGGGACUCGGCGUGAGAGGAGGAGCAAGAGGGUCCCGGAGGUUGAGGGGGACUCGGCGUGAGAGGAGGAGCAAGAGGGUCCCGGAGGUUGAGGGGGACAGCGUGAGGGAGUGCCGGGAAUUGGAGUGUGAGAAGGAGGUAGCCAAAGUGUGUUUGAGAGAGGAGGAGGCAGUGAGUGACCAGGGGUCUUGGGGGACGGGAAUGAGCGAGUGACCAGGAUCGGACAGCUAUCCCGGGUGUGUAGGCGUUUGAAACUCGGACUGGGUCCGGGAGCUGGAGUCUGAGGGACCAAGACCAGAGUCGCAGAGGGCGAGGGCGAGGGCUUGCGGGUGACUGGGAGCUGAUCCGGAGUCCCGACCAGGUAUCAUGUUCAGCUGGCUGUCCGGUUCGGAGGCCUCCGGGAAGGACUCGAUGGUGUUUGAGACGGUGUCCGAGGGACUGCGGUCCCUGUACCACAAGAGGCUCCAGCCUCUGGAGGAUUACUACCAGUUCCACCAGUUCCACUCGCCCGCUCUGGAGCAGGCUGACUUCGAGAACAAACCCAUGGUGUUGCUUAUUGGGCAAUACUCAACCGGCAAGACAACCUUCAUCAGAUACCUCCUGGAACAGGAUUUUCCAGGGAUGAGAAUUGGACCUGAACCAACAACAGAUUCCUUCAUUGCUGUGAUGUAUGGAAAAGAAGAAGGCAUCAUUCCUGGCAAUGCACUUGUUGUGGAUCCCAAAAAACCUUUCCGAAAACUGAAUUCUUUUGGAAAUGCUUUCUUAAACAGGUUCAUGUGUGCUCAGCUACCAAAUCAAGUGCUGGAAAGCAUUACUAUUAUUGACACACCUGGAAUACUCUCUGGGGAGAAGCAGCGCAUGAGCAGAGGAUAUGACUUUUCAGAAGUCUUGAGAUGGUUUGCUGAAAGAGUUGAUCGCAUAAUCCUGCUUUUUGAUGCCCACAAGUUGGAUAUAUCUGAUGAGUUUUCCGAUGCUAUCAAGGCACUAAGAGGCCAAGAUGACAAAAUCAGAGUUGUUCUGAACAAGGCUGAUCAAGUUGAUACACAGCAACUGAUGAGGGUAUAUGGUGCCUUGAUGUGGUCCCUUGGCAAAGUGAUUGACACCCCUGAGGUCGUCCGUGUCUACAUAGGUUCUUUCUGGUCAAAACCCCUCCAGAUUACAGAAAAUCGGAAACUCUUUGAAAUGGAAGCAGAGGAUCUCUUCAAGGAUAUUAAGGGUUUACCUCGGAAUGCAGCACUACGUAAACUUAAUGACCUCAUCAAAAGAGCCAGGCUUGCAAAGGUUCAUGCGUAUAUCAUCAGUUACUUAAAGAAGGAGAUGCCAGCAAUGUUUGGAAAAGAUGCAAAGAAAAGAGAAAUGAUAAACAGACUUCCAGAGAUAUAUAUGAACCUCCAGCAGGAACAUAAUAUCUCUGCUGGUGAUUUUCCCAAUGUAAACAAAAUGCAGGAAAUGUUGCAGUUAUAUGACUUCAGCAAAUUUCAUAGUCUAAAACCCAAACUGCUGGAGGCAGUAGAUGAAAUGUUGGCCAAUCACAUUGCCCAACUGAUGAACUUGAUCCGGCGUGAAGAAGCAAGCCAACCAGCACAGGAAGUGACGGGUGGUGCGUUUGAUGGCAAUGUUAAUGGACCCUUUAAUGAAGGCUAUGGUGAAGGAGCUGAAGCAGGAAUAGAUGAGAGUGAGUGGAUUGUGGCAAGGGAGAAGUCAAAAUAUGAUGAAAUUUUCUACACUCUCUCUCCAAUUAAUGGCAAAAUCAAUGGGAACAAUGCAAAGAAAGAAAUGGUCAAGUCUAAAUUGCCAAACACUGUCUUGGGGAAGAUCUGGAAAUUGGCUGACUACGAUCGUGAUGGAAUGCUGGAUGAUGAGGAAUUUGCUCUGGCCUGUCACCUGAUUAGCAUUAAACUUGAAGGUUAUGACUUGCCUGGUGAAUUACCAGAGCACCUCAUACCUCCAUCACAAAGAAAGAAUUGAGUUCAUUUAGCAAUUUAGGAUGGAGUCUAAUCGGUGAUAGGAUGGGAGAAUGAGCUGAUUUUUAAAUUCAAGGGUAUGAUGGAAAAAUAUGCAGGUUUUGCUUUAAAAUAAAAGCCCAAGUACUAUAUGUUCUAAAGCUAAGCUAGGCAUUUAAACUUUUAUGUUAAAUUGUGUGCUUUUAACAGUGAUAAAAAUACUGGUGUUCCUCAUUGCAGUUUCUAAAACUUGCAUGCCCCCAGAGUGCACAUUGUGUUAAAUUAAUUCAAUGUUUUCUAUAAUUUGUUUCUACAAUCUCCUGACUGAUUUCAAUUGUGCAGAGAUAUUUCUAUUUUUUGAAUUAUGUAAGUCAAUUUAAAAUUUCAACACUUGUCAUCUCCCUGUUAUCUGGAUGGCUGGGAAAUCUGACAAGUUUGAUGUGUUUUUAGUGUGUCCAAGACAGGAAACUUUAUGCUCCUGAGAGGGCUGCCAAUGUGCAGUACUCCAUUGGGACAGGGUUUGUUACAGGCUUCAUCUUCUACAUCAAAUAAUUUUAUGACUGCUAAUUGUUAGCAACUGUAUAUAAGUAAAACAUCUUAAAAGAGCCUUACACUAUAAAUUGAAAACUCAAGAUAGCUCUUUUGGCAUGUACUGUUUGGAUUUGACCUAUGCAGUAACUGGUUAAUCCAUUCUUUUAGUGUUGUCAAAGUAGAGUUUAUAUGUGGACUACUUAUACCAAAUCAUUUAAAACUUCCUGGGGAAAAGAUUGCAGAGGGCAAAAUUUAGAAAUUGAUUCUUGCCCUCAAAUAUUUUUACCAAUUGGAAAAAAGGCAAUAACUGUGAAAGAGUAAGUUCCAUGUGCUGCUCAGACCACAACAAGGAGGCAAAGGGUCAAAUCCCAGAACCUGUACCAUGCAGUAACAGUAUGAAUCAUGUGAUGGAGAAUGAAGUAUUUACAUUCUAUUGAAAAAAAUGUACAGCUAUAUUUGACAAUGUAGGCUAUACAUGUCAAAAAGAUGUGCUCCAGUGCCUCAUCACAAAUGACUGAUCUGCUGAAAAGAGAUACUCUUCCUCAUUUUUAAUGUCAUUGCACUUCACAAUGGUUUUGGGGACUGAAAAUAAUCUGAUCUAGUGUUAAAGGUGAUGUCCCAAUAGGGACAUACAUGCUCAUGGCAGAAAUGGUAAAUUUUGAGGUGUAUUUAUAUUCAAAAAUAAUGGCUGAAGAUUGCAUUUAUAGUGUGAUUUUUAACAUGGAACUCUCAAACUAGUUCAAGAAAAGGGUACCAUGAAGAGUAAGUUACACUUCUAAGUUGAACUUGACCGUGUGGAUAUGAAAGAGUAAUGUACAUUAUACAUUGUAACACACAAUGUAUACGUAGCUGCAAAGUAGCUUGAUCUAUGCAAUCACAAAUGUGUUUUUUUCAUGUUUGGAAUGAGGGUCUUAAAAAUCCAAACUAGCCUGCACUAAAUCUUUAUUAGCUCUGUGGUCAGUUGUUCUAGAGGGUAAGGAAAAUAGCAAAUAUUAUUAAACUACAUCAAUGUAUCAACUGAGUGUAGAAUAUAUGCAUGUUUGUACUACUAACAUUUCUUUUAUACAUUAUUUUGCUGCAAAUUUGAAUAAUGUGCUAAAUCAGCAAAGUGUAUAUUUGUUUCUUGAUCAUCUGUAAUUUCUUAACAGGGUAAACUGCUGAAAACUAAUUUGAAAACUGAUGAGAACAUUUUGGUUAAUGUUCUUUUGCAAGCCUCUUCAAAUCCUGAAAUUUUAGGAAGAGUUCCAUUUCUAAACUCAGCCAUCUUCAGUCAAGUACUGUGCAGGGAAAAUCAUGACUUAGGUUAGUUCUAUUGAGUGUAGAUAAUAUGACUGCAAGUUUUCAUAGAAGCUUUGUUUCAAUUUAUGAAGUGUAGUUGAUUUAAGCAUACUAUUUUCUUAGAUGUACUGUCAAGACAUUAUAUAAAAUACUGAACAUGGAAACUGCUGGUUCUACCACUAAAUUGUCAAUAAGGAUAUAGAAACUGUUCAUUGGAACUCCCCUAGAAGUUUAAGAAUUCAUACAAUUUUUUAACCAAGCAUCCUUGUAUUAACUGUAGAAAGGAAAUAUGAGCUGUUGUAAAUUAUCUCACACAGCUAAUGAGAAGUAAAGCAUCUAUGCUCUCACAAAUAGAUCUGGCUUCCAAACGUUUUCCUGGAUAUGAAGCUUUGUUUCUAGGCAUAUUGGUAAUUUGUGGUAAUCUGCAAUCUGCCUGUUUCCUUCACUAGGAGUGUCUGAAUUAUAAAUAAUUCAUGACAUUUGUCUGUCUGUAUGUUGCAAAAGUUGUCAUUUUGUUUUGGAUUUCUGACUAGAAUUUUACCUAUAUUGCAACUGUGUUGUCUAGCAUUGCUAUCCACAAAGACUUUAAUUGCUGUGUGAACUAUCCCAACUGUUUUGAAUAAUUCAGUUCUUAUAAAGUUUCUGUAUUUCUCUUCCAUGGUUGCCAAUCAUUUUAAACAUCUGUUCAAAACAACAAGCUGUACUAAUUUGGAGCUGAAAUGCUAAACCUUUACUGAAAUGAGGAAAUGCUAAACCAUUAAUAACUGAGGACAUGAAGAUAACUUUAGGCCAAGAACAAACUGAGUCAACUGUUGACUGCCACCUGCAGGCUUUUUAAAUAAAUGCUACCUCCAGAAACAUUACUGAAGAAAACCGCUAUUAAGAAAACUUAACUACUAUAGUGCAUUUCCAGUUAGAAGAACAGCAGCCAUGAAUCCAAAGAGUUAAAUUUGCAUUUGUAAACAAAUUCUGUGAAAUAACAAGAAAUUGCAUUGGAUUUUCAGUAUGGGUCCCCCUGUAUCAGAAGAUAAUUGAAAUAGAAACUAGUCAAUUCCUGGCAAAAAAAAAUGCUGACUUUGUUCAAACUAUUCUUUUUCUCCAUUAUCCAAAAUAAAGAAAUUAAUAAGGUUUUUAAAUACUCAUUGUUUUUCAGGAGAAUACAAUUUUGACUGGAAAAUACUCUAUUAAUGGAAUAGAAAUGUUUUAAAAUUAGCCAGCAUCUUUAAUAUUGUAGUAUUCUUUAAUUAUACAGGAUGUUUCAUAGUUUCUCUCAGUAUAAUAACAUGAAAUAGUGCCCUCUGCAAUGUGGAUGUUGGUGGUGUGGAGGAUGUAAGAAUGUUGAUUGUGAGCUUUCAAAUGAAGAAUGAGCCUGGGGUGGGUGUUUCUUUGAGUUUCCAAGUUCUACUGUCCUUGCUGUCUAUUGAAAGUCACUGCUAUAAAACAAAGCCUCCUCUGUCUGUGUAGUCCUGCAACUUAAGAGAACUUCACUAGACAAUUUUGGAGCAAAAUUUACUGUAGUUAUGAUGACAUUUGGGGGUUGACUUCAGUGACUCUGAUAUUACUAAUUUGUAAUUUUGUGUCAGAUAUCAAUACAAAAUAAAUAUACUACUGAUAAUGAGUUUAGUUUUAGGUCUUUAUUAUAGUAGUAAAUAAAUUGCAUUUUAGGAAGUACAUGAAAUUAUACUAGGAGGGCUGUAAUGAACAGUAUACACACAUCAAAGCUGCUUCAAAAACUGUUUUAAUUAAUAAUAUUUGCUGCUUCUGUAUUUUUAUUGCCCGCACAAGGUGGUGUUCCUGACAAUACCCCUUACUCUCAAAUUUAUAUUAAUUUAGGUGUCAUAUCUGGAAGGUAGUCCGUCAUUAAUAUUCCUGCAAACUCAAAGAAUUCUUGAAAAUUUACAUUAUUGGUGAUUUCACAACAUCCUAGAACAUCUGCUUAGAUAUUAAUUGCUUUUGUUUUCAGUUCAUUCAAAAUCUUAAGUAUCUACAUCUUCUACCUCAGAAAAUGUCUUUUUAAUGUCAUGGUAGUUGCCUGAAACUGCUUUUUAUCAGAAGGUUUUCAGGCUACUAUAUUUUAUUUAGAGGGAAUAACAGCUUGCCUUUCUGCCUGAGAUAGUGUAGUUCACCAGAGUAAUCCAAUGGUCUAGGUGUGCCCUAAAACUAAGUUUUCUAUCUAUUUGUGAUGCAUUCUUUGGAUAAAAUGCAAAUAGUUAAAUUAUCUUUACUACAGUGCUUUAUGUAGAAGGUUAAACAUUUACCCACAAAUCACAACAUUUUAGUUUUAUAAAUGCGAAGUAUGUUAUACCAAUCUGUGCAGUUAUUAUAACUGAAAAGAGUUUAUAUUUACUUCCUAUGUUUUAGUCACAUUUUAUGAUCUUUUCAAAAAUACAAAUCCAGCAAUUAAAUGCACUUCACUGCUGUCAAAUUCCGUCUCCCACUGGCUGCAAGCUUAGUAGGGUCUGUCUCACUCCUACAGCUGCAUACUUUCCUACAGCAAAACAUGAAUGAUGCAAUGAACGCUAGUUUGCUUCUGAUGGGCAUUCUUUAUCUUAUGGUCACUAAUAAAUCUAAAUAACUUGCCCAAGUGAAAAAUUGUGUUAGCAUAUAUGUUGCAUUAUUGUUGCUGGGGGUUUGAAGUAGAUGAUGCUGUUCCUCUCAUAGUGAAUAUGUCAGAUCUUCCACUCUUAAGAGAGAGAUCUUCUUUCAGCAGCCAGUUGGGAAGCAAAACUCAAAAAUAGGUUGUGUAGGUACAUCUCACACAUAGAAAAUCAAGAUGUCAUCAAUGUCAUGAAAGGUGAAUAUAAUUUUUCAUUGUAUCACAGAAGCAGUUUGAUUUUGAUGCAGAGGAUGAUUCUGAUUACCUGCUUAUAUUGUUCCUCAACCCUGCAGCCACUAUUCUGUGGAUGUUAUUGGUUAACACAUUCCAUAUUGUACCAUUCAUUUAUGAAGUAAGCUCAAAUCGGGCACAUUGAAGUGAGAACACACUUCAAAGUAUUUCCCAAGAUUAUUUAUGAUGAAAUGUCACAAUCAUUUUUCUUGCCAUCUUUAAAGUAAUCAGGAAAUGGAUUUUCUGGGAAUAAAACUGAAUAUUAGAUUGCACAUAAGAUUAAUGAUACUCUAUAUUUUAAAAUCUAUUUCUGCUGUAGACACUGUAAUCUAUAAAUUCUAAUCUUGAGUUAAGCACAUCUAUUUUUUAAUCAUAACUAAUGAAGAUGAGAUUUUUAUAAUUUUAAUUGUUACAUUUAUAUCUUCAGUGUGAAAUUACAUUAUAAGAUUCUCUAUAAAUAAAAUUUUAGUUGCUCAUAACA
This is a messenger RNA of Hypanus sabinus (Atlantic stingray), 7226 nucleotides long. RefSeq names its product EH domain-containing protein 4-like. Gene Ontology annotation, cellular component: cytoplasm; endocytic vesicle; early endosome. The transcript is spliced from 6 exons. The record is from RefSeq and is a predicted model, not a curated record. NCBI's taxonomy places the organism in Eukaryota, Metazoa, Chordata, Chondrichthyes, Myliobatiformes, Dasyatidae. Gene Ontology annotation, biological process: endocytic recycling; endocytosis; protein localization to plasma membrane. The coding region runs from base 533 to 2134 and encodes 533 amino acids. Gene Ontology annotation, molecular function: GTP binding; cadherin binding; calcium ion binding.